AAUCACAUUGUUAGCAUAAAACAUACUCUCGUGUCAACUGUAGAUGGACAGCAGCUCAGUGAGAGGCACUGUGAUGAUUGUCCUUGAACUGGUGAGUGCAGAGACACCUGGGUUUAUAGUUAGUUCUAACUGUGAGUAUAUAUUAAGUUCUUAUGCAUCAUGCAUAGCAUAGUAAAAUGCAAAGUGUCUUUAAAUGUUUUUAACAGCUGCUAAUUUUAUUAUAUAGACAAUGUUGUAACAUUAUUUGUCCAGCAGAGGGCAGAAGACUGAAAAUCUUAACUAUAUGAUAAUAAUGUUUUGUUUCUGGAUCAGUAGCAGGUUUGGUAGUUACUUUUAAAAUGUAUUAUCUUCAGCAAAACUGUUACCAACAGUGUAAUUCAAGGCUCAAACUCAAUAAGACAUAACACCAGGGACAUUUGACUCUUAAAUUAAAAUAAUACAGAGGAAUUUUGCCAUGAUUUGUGUCAUAUACUAUGGUACGCUUUAGCCUGUGUAAAACACGGUUAUUCAAAAUUCAAUUAAAAGCAUUUACAUGUAAAUAUCAAAUGUAUGAUCAUUUGUUGUCAUACAGAUGUUUAGGCAUCACAGGUCACCAUCACUUGAGUACAUCUUGAUAUGCGACCAAGAAGUCAUGUGAUUGUCAAGAAAGUGAAAGAAAAACCAUGUUGGAACCACUGGUGUAGGGGAAUUCUGUCUGUGGACAACAAAGAAGUUAGCCAAGACAUGGUGUGGCCUUUGCCAAACAGCAUUUUCUAUAUAUGCCCUACAAAGGUAGAGGGUAACAGUAACUACAAAAAGUUAUUACUGAUAGAUAGGUUGUAAAUGUUUGAUUCUAUGCCUUUUUUGGCUGAUUAUUUUAACACAAAAACAUAUAAACAUAUAUCAUACAUACCCAUUUAAAGGCAGAUACUGCACUCUGCCUUUGUACUAUGUUCAGCUGAUACAAAGGCAAAACACUGUAUCUACAAACACAUACGUUUUAGUCAUCUUCAUCUAGUUUGUUUUAAUGAAAUAAACUUAAUUUUGAAUAGUUUAAGGUCAUGCUGAUUAAAUGUAUCUCUUUUUUAGUAUGUGUCUGUGUGUCUAUCUGCUAUUAAUAUUUAUAUUGAAAUUGUGUGAUUUGAGGGUAUCUUAACUGCACCAAAUUGGAUAAAUUCCACUAGUCCUUGUGCAAAGCUAGGCAUUGUUGUUACAGGUAAAUACAAGCUGAUAAGGUAUGUUCUCCUCUGCUUAGUCAUGACUUAGGGUUGUAUGCAUUGGUACCCCUAAUGGACAGCAUUUUACAUGAAGAUCAGAAAUAAACUUUUUGUCGCAGCUGUGUAAAAAUGUGUUAACUUGAGGAGGGAAAUUGAAGGAUAAAAGUUUGUUUUGGGGAACAAGGGCUGUGGAGCUACUCUUGAGCUUAAUAUUUGAUUGCCACCUGCAAGUACAGUAAGUAAGAUAGUUUACAAUAAGUUCAACAUAAAAUCGAAAGGAUGGCUGGAAAGUCCCUCAGGGCGGUGCCCGGGCAACGUUAGCAAAAAAGAAACAAAAACAAGAUUUAAGAGUACAAAUCAAACACACGGGCUGCAGAUCACCUCAGGUGUCCUAAAGACACACACCACUUCUCAUCUUUUUCAUCUUGGUAACAGAUUUGACAGUUUUUCCACAAAAUGGAUGAAUCUGACACGAAUACCACAGUCAAAGAAUUUGUUCCCAGUUUGUUGACUCCCAACAAUAAUGAAGAGGUUCUUCUCAACAAGCUGCAAGGACUGGUUACAAACAUCAAAUGGAGCCCAACAGAUGCCGUGGACUUGUUUGAUGCUCUUCUGAAGCGAUUUGAGUCAACAACAAAUGACAGAUCACAUCUCCUGACAUGGCUGUUGGAAAUGUUGCACUGUAUAGAGAUUAAUUACAUUACUCCCAGUUGGAGAUGUCAAACAGGAAAGACACUUAAAGAGCUGGUCCCAGACAAGACUGUAACAGAUGAAGACCUCAAAAGACAUUUAGCCGAUGACACAGAAAAGAAACUGAAGGAAAUUCUUGAGGAAAUCCGCCAACAAAAGUUAAACCAAAUUGAUGAAAAGCUUUUAGAUGAUGUGAGAGACAUUGUAUCAUCAGUUGAUGAAGAUCUUACUUUGCCCAAUAAUGGAUCACAGUGGAGUGGCUUGAAAAAAGACUUGCUGAAGCUCUGCCAGGCAGCAGAAAAAACCUGCUUCAGACCACGACUGACACAGAUGGUGAGCUGGUGUAUUAUGGCUCUUUCCAAAACAGGGCGGUUAAUUCAGGUUGGCACUGGAGAGGGGAAGUCGUGUAUCGUGGCAAUGUUUGCAGCUUUUCGAGCUAUGAGAGGAGAAAAGGUAGACAUCAUGUCCAGCUCAUCAGUUCUGGCAGAAAGAGAUAUGAAAGAAUGGCAAUGCUUUUAUAAAGCUUUGAACAUCACUGUUAACUGCAACACCAACAAACAAGGCAAAGACAACUUGAAAAAGUGCUAUAAGUGUCAGGUUGUUUAUGGUACUGUGGAACAGUUUGCUGGAGACUGGCUUCGGAACCACUUUGAAAGGAUGGACAUAUUUGGACAAAGAACAUUCCAGUGUGCAAUUGUGGAUGAAGUGGAUUCCUUGAUGCUAGAUAAGGGUCUUCAUGUGGUCUAUAUAGGUAGUGAUAUGCCUGCUUUGCAACAUCUCAAUCCACUCUUGGCAUUCAUAUGGGCCACUGCUAAUCAGUACAGUAAGAUUGGCACAGAGACAGUUGUGGGGCAAAAAUACCCCUUUAAUCAAGUUGUGCUUGAAAACAUAACAAAGGACAAAGAUGCUGAAGAGUUCACCAUCCUUCAAAUGGCUGAGGACACAGGUAUACUGGCAAAAGGUUCAGUCAGGGAUCUUAGAAAGAACCCGAGCCUUUUAACUGAAAAAACUGCAAGCGUUACUGCUAACCAGCUGGCAGAGUUCUUUAAGACAGUAGAGAGGAGAUUCCCAUCUUGCCAGUUUGCUCUGCACUGCAUGAACAGUGAUGGAGCAAUAGAGGAACUGAACAAAGGACCACAAAAAGAAAUGCCUGAAAGACAGAGAGUGCCGCUGCUUUUAAUCAAUGGAGGCUUCUGCCAGUACAUGUACUCUGAUAAAAACAGUAUACAGAGAGCUGCAGAAGCAGAAAUAAAACGUGCUCUGCAUUUCACACCAUGUGAACUAAGCAAAGAUAAACGUCGCUGCUACGUCCCGGGCUUCCUCUCAGAUCUGGUCAAAUCUAAACUAAAGGUUUGGAUUGAAAAUGCAUUCUACGCACAAACCAUGACAAUGGAUCAUGAAUAUAUCAUGGAGAAACAUGGGGUAGUGCCUGUGGACUACAGCUGCACAGGUGUCGUUGAAAACAACAUGCAAUGGUCAGACGGGCUACAUCAGUUUCUUGAAAUGAAACAUGAGUCCAAGCUGAGUGACAUGACAGCCAUCACAAACUAUAUGUCCAGUGUUGGCUUGCUUCAGAAGUAUGGAGAUCAGAUCUUUGGAAUCUCUGGGACUCUUGGCCAACAAGCAGAGACUGAGACCUUGCAGAAGAUCUAUGAAGGUAUCAAGACCUGCCAGAUACCUUCAUUCAAACGCAGAAAGCUGUUUGAGGUUGAAGGAGUGAUCGUAAAUGGUGAAAAAGAAUGGAUUGAGAAAAUCUGCCAUGUUGUCACUGCACAAACCAACUGUACUCCAUGUAGGGCUCAAAGAGCUGUGCUGGUCAUCUGUGAGACCAUCAAUCGAGCAAAGAUUGUCCACCAAGCUCUAGGAGAUAGAGUCCUGAACAAAAAGCUUUACAUAAGCAACAACGUGGACAAUACUGCAGUCAUUGCCAAGACGCUUGAAGCAGGAGAGGUCAUUAUAGCAACAAACCUUGCAGGUCGUGGAACAGACCUUAAGGUUUCUGAACCAGUAAAUACAGCUGGAGGUUUGUUCGUUGUACAGACCUUCCUGCCGAAGAAUGCUCGUGUCGAGGCGCAGGCAUUUGGCCGCACUGCUAGACAAGGAUCUCCUGGGUCUGCUCAGCUCAUUGUCUGUUCCAGCCAUCUGUCAGAACCACUCCAGCUGCUAGUUUUGACAAAUAAACUUAUAUCUUUACUGGAAAAUAUAACAGAUGUUACUCCACUUUUUCAAGGUUGUUUUGUGAUGCAGUUGAGAUUGUAUCAAAAAAGGCACAGCGAUGAACAAUCUAAAGACAUCAAUUCAACGCUGUCACGUAUUUUGGCUGAAAACUCCAAUUCGGGAAUAAAGACAGUUAAAAAGAUCAGAGAUGACUCAGUAGCUGAAGAACUAGCUAGCUACUUGGAGUGUGGCAUCCCAAAGAUAAAGAAGGAGGAAGAGCUCUUCAGUCAGUAUCUGAACAUACUAGACGAAGUGUACAAAAGCAGUAACAACAAGCCAGCAGAUUCCUAUUUGUCUGCACUGAAUGAAUUCUGGGGGAUGUGGCUACUCAUUAACUUCAAUGUGAAUGAAUCUAUCGUGGACUUAAAAAACAAACUAACUGAAGACCUGAAAACAGCCAGGCAAAAACUCAGACAGAGAGAAUCACCCUCAUCAAACCUGCACCACUACACUGCAUUUGGCAAUGAGCUGCGGGAAAAUGGCCAUCUUGCAGAGAGUAUCAAGAUGUACACUAAAGCCAUACAGGAGGACCACUGUUGGGCAGCAAUUGCUCAUUACAACCGUGCUUUUGCAUCUUUAGCCCAGCAAGACAGGCAUCAGGAUCGAAGCUGCAUCGAUCAAGCUCUGGGAGAUUUGCAAAACGCACUCAAGUCUGUUGAGUUCUACUGUGAACAAAUUGAGGUCACUCAUAAAUACUCCUUACAAGCCAAGGGCCUCUGCAGCGAUUCACUCACCAGAUUUGACAGUCACAUCAUACACAAAUACAAAGUGUUGCUGUGUUUCAAGGGAAACAUUAAUGAGGCCAUACAGAAGGUAGACAGGGCCAGAGACACUGGUGGGAAUGUAAAAGUGGAGGAGAGUCCUGUCUACUUCCUGGUUCCAGUUGUGCAUUUUCUGCCCUUGGUAGUCCUUUCGACCGAAUCACUGACUCUAAGCCGCUCCAUAGACCCUCUGAAAAUCCAACAGCUCAUCAGUCAUCCCUUCUUUGACAUUCUCAAUGAACUUACGUGUCUUAAAUCUCUGGGCCUGACUCAUGUCUAUACCUUAGACACACUGUUGGGUGGCUUUUUCUCAAGGAUACACAGGAAGAUACGUCAAGCUUUUGGCAGGCAUUCAGCACUUGAGUAAAACAAUCAAGCAAACAAUAGAGCAAACAAUGGCGUUGGAAAUCUAGUCAACCACAAACUUUCAGGAACACAAGAAGAAACACAGCCUAGCUCCAGCUUGCUGUGACUUUUUAAAUUAAUCUUUUUGGUUUUGAAGUUCUUUUAUCACUGCAAGUUUUGAGGAAAUUCCUCAUCCUUUUGAAAACCAUGUGAUCCUAACUGAACUAAAGUCAGAGGAAUAAAAAGUUGGUUCAAGUCCAGCGUGGAACAGUCAGUAUGGAGUGUGGACUGGUAGCUGGAGAGGUGCCAGUUCACCUCCUGCACACCUAACCCCUAACUGCUUGGCGUGCCUGACUUUGUGGCAGCCCCAGCACUCUAACAUCUCUCCCCAUGUGUGUGUGUGUAUUUUUGAUGUAUGUGUGCAAAAUAUAAUAAUGGGGUGAAAAAUUUUUAUUUCCCCUAACAGGGAUUAAUAAAGUAAUUCUUCUUAUAUUUUGUAAUUACUAAUCAAAUAAGUCUUAAUAUUAAUGUAUUUUUAUUGUACUUUUUCCAUAUAUAUAUAUAUAUAUAUAUAUAUUGUGCAGUUUUAAAUAUUUUCUGCUCCAUUUUGUCAUAUAUUUUUUUUCCUAUAUUUUGAUUUUGAGCUGUCCAAGCUGCAUUUACUGAUCCUUUAUUUUUAUUCACUCAAAUGACAAUGACAAAGUAAUGUUGUGAUGAAAGUUACCAUAUUCUGUUAUGAUCAAAAGUUGUCUACUUCUACUUUAAAAUGUUGUUAAAACGUUGCUAUCUGUUGAUACUUUGAUCCUUUGACUAGAGCUGAAAACUUCAGAUCUAAACACUGAGAAAUGAGGAAAGUUUGUUUCUUCGUGUCGAACUUCCCCCUUCUCCUAUGAGAAAGAUGAUUAGUCGAAUUAAAAAGUGAUUGACAACAGGUUCAAUUAUUGACAAUUACCCCUCCCAUUCAAAGUCUCUGGUCUGCAAAGAAAGCAGGGUUUGGAGCCAGACCAUUUUGAUUCGUGGAUGUGGAAUUUAACAAGAAUAAUCAGGAGCUGAAUUAUAUAGUUGAUAUUACUAUCCAACCCACUGAACACAAAAUGUAACAUCACAUCAAAUACAUUAAUCUGUAGAUUAGUACCCAUUUUUCUAUUUAUGAAGUUUUGCAUAUCUGUCCAAAAUAAAUGUGAAUGAUCACAGUGAAACGAAUUCAAUAUUGUUUCUCUAUCUGAGUUGCAUAACACACAGGUAUAGUCUAUCUUUAGCUUAAAUCUUUCCAACACUUAUUUAACAGGGUAAAUUUGAUGUGAAAUCUCGAAGGAUAUUUCUUUCACUUUAUUUUGAAUACAGUAUUUAUUUAGAAUAUGUUGUGGAAAGAAAAUAAAAAAUAAUUCACUUGUGAGACCUGAAAUAAACACCAAGAAAUACCAAAGUGUCUUUCUAAGUUUUAUUCUUUGCAAAGAAGGUCAGACAAUCAUACAGAGCAUUGUAGGUCUGCAGAGAGUGAGACAGAGAAGUACCGCUCAGACUACUUAUGUAAAAUGUGUAUGCAUGGGGGUUCGUAGUUACACAGUUGUACAAACUAGUCUAAACCAGUCUAAAGAUACUAGGUAGACAGGAACCCAAGGUGAGUCUCAGUCUGAGUUGUUAAAAGUUCAGCAGGUCAAAGGAAGUGCACAGCUAGACAAAAAAAUAACACCUUAUGUUGAAUAUGAGCUGUCACAUUUGGAUGCACAGCAUAGCAACAUAAAAACAGCUUCAAAUUUUCCAUUACAAAUACAACAAGCUUUUUUCCACUGUAAAUGCCCCAUGAUAGAAGACCAAAAGAAUUUUGCUGCAGGAGGUGUGACACAAUCCAAAGCAUUUCUGAUGUGUCUGUUAUUGCACCGUUUAUUCUCAAUAUCAAUAUCUCCAAUAAAAAAUAUGCUUAGAGUUAAUAAUGUUAUUUUCUGAGAUAAAAUAUCCUUUUUAUUUCAGAUAAAGUAUCUGUGAGGACUGAAAUUGCAUUUGUAUAUAAUGUCCAGGCUAAAAGAGCUUGCCUGUGAAAGUUAGCCAAUUUGAUUGGGAUUUUGUCAACAGAAAAAUUGCAUUUUAACAAAAAAAUCAAUGCCACCAGUAGAAUUUAAUAAAUAUGCUGUCACGGUGGGCCACAGAGCCCCCGGUCCUUGUAUGCCUCUGUGUACCUGUCUCUCCUCGUGUUUUCUGGCUGUCCUCUGUCUGUCCUGGUGUGUGCGUGUGGGUGUGUCUGUGCUCUGGGCUGGCUUCCUGAUCUCCCGUCUGCGACUGAUUCCUGGCACACCUGGCUUCAAUCAUCGCUGAUCAACACGGUUCUUAUACCGGGCACCUGCACACCACCGACGCCAGAUCGUCCCCCGUACAUAUGCUCUCGCCCUGCCGGUGACCACCGCCUCAGUAUGUCCUUCUGAUCACCCGGACCUCAGCUACCACGCCACUCUCGCCAUCCGGCCGAUCUUCGCCUCCGGGCACUGCCGGCUACCCACACCACACGCCCGGCUUCACGAAUCCUCCGCCUGGUCGGUUCAGGAUUCCUCUUACCACGGGUGACGCCGGAUCUUGCAUUCAUUCACACUUGCAAUAAUCUGCACAAUAAAAACCGUCCUAUUAACCCAGUUCUGUUUCCGCGAGUUCCUGCAUUUGGGUCCUGAAAAUAGACCGCCACGACAUAUGCAGGAAAAGAAGGCCGCCUACCCUGAGUCUGGUUCAGCUCCAGGUUUCUGCCUCUUUAAAAAAAGUUUUUCUUUGCCACUGUCGCCAAAUGCUUGCUCAUGGUGGGAUUUGUUGGGUCUCUGUAAAUUAUAUUAAGAGUACAGUCUGCACUUGCUCUGUAGAACAAGUCCCCCACUCCCCCCGCCCACUUUACCUCAGCUCUCAAAGUGGCCUCCGUGCGACGUCUGCUGUUACGUAAUACCAAGGGCUGAGGGGAAGUGGAACUACUAAUGAAACACCCUGCGUUCCAAAAAGUAUACUUUUUCAUUUUACUUUUAGUACGUACUGUAAAUUAUAUUGUUAAUUGUAGCUGCUCUAGCACCAGAAAGGAACGAAGCCGUAAGAUACUGCUCCCUUCAAAGAGUCGAUUCCCAUCACUACUAACAGUGUUGGCAGGAUUGAGAAUAUGAAAUAUAAAACAGUUGUUUCAAAUCCAGCCCCUACACCCUCCCACUCUGAAGGAGUGCACUUUCUUAAGAAAAUUCUAAUUUUAAAAAUUCAUAACCAAUUCAGUAGCCAAGACGCUUGAAGCAGGAGAGGUCAUUAUAGGAACAGACCUUAAGGUUUCUGAACCAGUAAAUACAGCUGGAGGUUUGUUCGUUGCUCAUUACAACCGUGCUUUUGCAUCUUUAGCCCAGCAAGAAAGGCAUCAGGAUCGAAGCUGCAUCGAUCAAGCUCUGGGAGAUUUGCAAAAUGCACUCAAGUCUGUUGAGCUCUACUGUGAACAAAUUGAGGUCACUCAUAAAUACUCCUUACAAGCCAAGGGCCUCUGCAGCGAUUCACUCACCAGAUCUGACAGUCACAUCACAGCCAAUUACAAAGUGUUGCUGUGUUUCAAGGAAAACAUUAAUGAGGCCAUACAGAAGGUAGACAGGGCCAGAGACACUGGUGGGGCUGUUAAACUAAGUAAGAAGUUAGUUUACGUCCUUGUUUCAUGCAUAUUCUUCCCAGAUAGCACUUGCUUUUCAAGCUCAUCAGUGAUCCCUCCUUUGACAUUCUCAUUGAAUUACUGUGUCUGGAAGCUCUCGGGCUGACUCAUGUCUAUACUUUAGACACCGUUUUCUUUCUGUGUACACCGUUCUUUUUGCUAGACAGAGCCCUGCGUCGAGGUCUUGAUUUGGUGAUUGGAGGUUUUACACGUUUUUUCACAUUAUUUAGGAAAUGCCCUCGAAAAUAAGCAAUCUGCAGCAUGGACUCAUCCUGCAAAUGAAGUGGAACAACUUUGUAAGCCACAAACCUUCAGGAACUAAAUGCUCAUCUUUAAGUUUAUCUUUUUGGUUGAAAGUUGAUUAAUCACUGCAAGUUUUGAGGAAUUUUCUCAUUCUAUAGAAAACCAUGUGAUCCUAACUGAAAAAAAGAUGCAUUUUGAUAUGACACUACUCAGUGCAGGUUCCUUGUCUAUUGUUACAGUACAUAUAAUAUGAUAUUCUUUAAUUGUUGUCAAUUCAAAUGAAAGCCAAAUAAGUCUUAGGAUUAAUUAUUAUAUUUUUAAUUGUACUUCCUACAUUUUUUGGCCACAUAUAGUGUGUAAUUUUAAAGAUUUUCUGCUCUAUCUUAAAUGUAGUUGUCAUUUUCUCCAUAUAUUUUGGUUAUCAUUAGUUUUGAGCUUUACAAGAUACAAUUACUUGAUCCUUUAUUUUAUGUAUUUAAAUGUCAAUAACUAAACUAAUGUGUUUUAUAUGUUGUGGUUUGGAGUAACCAUGAAAAUAAUGUCUAAAAUGUGUCUUAUUUACAAUAUAAUUAUUGAUUGCCAGGAUUAAUGAUGUGACUAAGUUUUAUUCACUGAAGGAGAACUGUAAAAUCACAUAUAUUUUAUUACAUUUUUUGAUUCAGCAUAAUAAAGAAAGAAAGAAAGUUGGGUAAAGAGACACUGGUGGGAUUAAAGGUAAGUGUUUUUUCCAUCUCAUUCAUUUCAAUCUUUUCAUGAGGUUUUGCACUUCAGGUUCUGUAUUUGCAUUUUUAAAUGUUGAGCUCAUUUGAUAAAACUUUGUGAGAGCAGGGUGGACUUGAGGAUUGUACAGUCAAUUGUGAGCUACCAGGGGAUUUAUAAAAUUCACUGCUGAUACAUUUUUAGUUAAAAAGUUGGUGAAUUUCUUUUUCUUUGUGGAAUUGUAAUUGUUGGUAUUAUUUUAACUGUUGGAGACUACUGUAGCCUACUCCAAGGUUGAGUAGCCUACAAGCUAGCCUUAUGAAGGUCUUGUUUUGCUUACCAAGUGAAUCCACCUGUUUCAAGAAAUACGUCCUUACACUGUGUACUAAUGGCAUAAUGUUGAAAAAAAAUCUUUACUUCAAUGGAGAACAGGUGCUUUCCAUUUUACUUGAUUACAACCAUGGCUGUAUACAGAGAACUGGAUACAGCAGCGAAGGCAGCGCUCCAUUCAUUCCUGUGAAAGCUGCUCCUCCUCUGAUGUUUUAUGGUGGUUGGCAAACAACUUUUGGUUCAUUACCGCCACCUUCUGAAAUGGCGCGUGGAUCAGAAUGGUCUUAUGCCUUCCCUAUAUUCUUCGUCUAAGUCCUGUCUUUUCCAAAAACCUAAAUAUUGCCCUGUACCCCACAUGCCCUGAGUUCAGUUGAAGUAACUCCUUUAUUCCAAACUUGAUGCGAUCUCUUCUCAGUCUUUUUUUAGCAUCUGUCUUUCCUGCACCUACCUAGGACAAUUGAUAAUUACAUGUUCUGCUGUUUCCUGUAUGUUACAGUACUCACACAUACCAGUCCCAUGUUUAUCAAUUAUCUUAAGUGUACUAUUAAGACCAGUAUGCCCAAACCUCAUUCUUGAGAUAAUGUCUUCCUUUCUUUUUGUUCUUCUAGUUUCCAACAGACAACAGUACCGUGGGGCUUAACAUUAUAUACCCUAUCCCUAUUACAUUCGCUGUAUUUCCGAUUGUCCAACCGAAGCUCUUGAUCUGUUGUUUUUCUUUCUCUUGGCAUGGUUUUAACACCUUAUGAGUACGGUGAUUUUCCUUGUGGCCCUUUAAGUUUGCCCAGAAUAUUAAUGCUAACUGGGUUCUUCUGAUUUCCAGUGGGACUUAAUUCAUUUCCACUUACAAGGCUGAUACUGGGGUAGUUUUUAAUGGCACCACAGCAGAGUCUCAAUGCCUGAUAUUGUAUUGUAUCUAACUUCUUUAAUAAUGUUCUUGAUGCAGAUUCGUAUACUGCCAUAGUCUAGAACUGCCCUGAUUAACCCAAUAUAUACAGUUUUCAAAGAAAUCCUGCUUGCUCCCCACUCUCUACCCCUCAACACCUUAAAAUAUUCAGUACCUUUUUACACUUAUCAACAUGAAAGCUGCUCAGUGGCGCAUGAAGCCAAAAAAGUUCGACUUCCCGGUAUUAUCCAGAUCUUUCUAUAGCUUCCUCAUUGUGUGGCCCCACAGGUGCAAGCGCACUAGCGUUUCAUUUAACCCCGCCCCCUCGGCGGGCUCGAGCUAGCUAAAUUCCGGUGUAGCCCUCGGCUGACUUGAAUGGGGAUAAAUUGGUUUAAUCGUGUGGCUCUUCUAGACUUUCCAAAUAUUAUUAGACCGAAGGGAUCAUUUGGAUAGUGAAACGAGUCAUUUCGCGGGGGUUGUGACGCUCAAAAAUAAAUAUCCAUCAUUCCUUUUUUAAAAAUACCACGUAGGACUGUGGAUGUAUUUAUUAGCUACUCAGUGAGCAAAUCAACAGAAAUACUGCAAAGGCAAAAUGUAUAGGCCUACAACAUGUUUUCUUCACAUCAACCCCUCUUAAAAAUGCAACACAGGAGACAGGAUAUUUCUCUUAAGCUUUUAUUAAUAUUUAAGUUUGCUUUUUUUAGGAUGUUGUUUUACACAGAAAUUAGCCACACAAGUAAAUUUGAUUGUAUUCUCUUUACCUUUAAUCUUUUUUAUUGUUAAUUAUAUUAUUCUCCCUUAUCAGCGCUAAUGCUAAAAAAGCUACACAAGAACUAUCACACGGUUAACUAACUUGUGAGCACAUCGGGACGGUAAACUAACACUUCACAGAGAUAAAACAAAAAAAAUGUAUUCCAAAACAUAGAAGGGAAAGAACAAUAUAAAAAAAGUAAAAUUUAAGAGACAAACAAAAGACAAAAUGGACAGGCAUUUACAAUCACACAGCCCUGCUCAACUCUCCACAAAGACGUACCACUCCUUGUCCUUAUUUGGCAAAUUUAUUGUCUAGGCUCCACCCUUUAUCCCUUAUUUGGUAGCUGCUCCCAUGCCCAAUUACUUGAGUUUAAAUUUAAGUCUGGGAGGAGCCAAACAUUUACAUUCUACACUUCAGCCCUCUAGACAGCAAUCAAAGUGCCUAAAACAUGGCGGCAUCCUGGUUUGACGUCACAUUUUGCGUUUACACCCUAAAGCACAAAUCAUCUAAACAUCAAGAUUUGUGUUUGCCUCAUUAAAUGCAACAGUUGUUAGCGGUUCAAAGGCUGGUUGUGAAUUGCACUACGUGAUGGGCCACGGGGGAAGUAACUUACAACAGAUUACUGUCGUCAUCAUCAUCAUCAUCAUCAAUAUCUCCCAAGCACCAGUCUAAUCAAAGCUCAAAUCUGAGGCCCUCCGCUGACUUUCCUGUCGCUGUCGUCAAAAACAUCGCUCCAGCUCUACUUCAGAGGAGCACUAGACAGCAAGUGAAAGAAAAAGGCAACCUUCAACUGACUCAUAGAAAUGAUACUGCUUAUUAAAGAAAAAAGAAUCAGAUGCAAUGCUGCAUAAAUGUGUGCACACAGGUGGCACGCUUACAAAUGCACAUGCGCGUCAUGGAUAUCGGAUUGGGUCCAACUACAGGUCCUUUAAAAGUAUGGUCAGUCCAACACGUCAUAGGGCAGUGGCAAGCUUUAUGUUGAUCUGCUGGAAUUUUAAAAUGAAUUUAGAUUAAGUUAGUCACUAUAAAUGAUGCUAAAAGGCGCAAAUUCAGCCCACAGCAUUUCUGAAAAAAAAAAACAACAACCCAAAACCCUAGUAUAUUGGGGCUCUUAAUUUUGGCAGUAAGAAUGCUUAUUGGCUGCAAUUCCAGAUUGGAUGAUUCAAGGUGCAGAUAUUGGCUGAUAAAUAUUAAAUACAUUUUCAGUCUCAUAACAAAAAAAGGCUAAAUCGUUUGCCUCUUAUGACUGAGGCUGUACCAAAAGGUGCAGCCCUGGUGGCAACAAUUGUUUACCUUUUUUUGUGUCCGUGUGUUGGCAGUGAAGGGGCUGGUUCAUUGUCAUCGAUAAGUCACAGGGGGUUUUCGUUGGUCUCAAAACUGAUUAGGCUACUAAACCUUUCUAUAGGGGACCCUGGCACUCCUUGCUGCAUUAGUUGUGCUUACAGGAUACAAGCGCUUCCAUACACCUCACAUGUACUUCCUCGAACACACACACACACAUAUUGCAACAAUCACAUGCAAACACAAUUCUCUUGACCCCGUAGCUUGAAAUAAACCCGCUUGUUGCUAGAGAGGAGCUUGAUUUCGUUUUACCUCACACAUCGCACAGAAACUCAAGUAUGCUAGCUGGGUUUGUUAGGAGGUAUCCAUGCACGGGCAAGGCUAAGAGCUUACAACCCAGAUGAUAAACACAGUGAUCCCUUCUGGCCACGCCUAACACUGAAAUGCAAUUUCCAUGCUAGCAUGCUACUUAGUGAUGUAAAACUUCCUGUUGAGUAACACACGAGCGUGGAUAUUAGGACUCGCAGUGCGAGACUGCCAGCAAUAGCGGAAGCACUAUUCAGUGUGCGACUAGUGUGUUAACGAUAGGGUGCUAGCUAGCUAAAGCGCACAAACACCCUCUCAGUCUCACCUAUGCUUACCCUCAGACCGCCACGUUUGCUAAACACUCCAAGCAAACAAAACAGCACACACACACACACACACACACACACACACACACACACACACACACACACACACACACACACACAAAUCCACACAA
This is a messenger RNA of Siniperca chuatsi (mandarin fish), 13811 nucleotides long. RefSeq names its product protein translocase subunit SecA 2-like. The record is from RefSeq and is a predicted model, not a curated record. Gene Ontology annotation, cellular component: membrane. The coding region runs from base 1653 to 5231 and encodes 1192 amino acids. Gene Ontology annotation, molecular function: ABC-type protein transporter activity; protein binding; ATP binding. Gene Ontology annotation, biological process: protein targeting; protein import. The transcript is spliced from 2 exons. Lineage: Eukaryota; Metazoa; Chordata; Actinopteri; Centrarchiformes; Sinipercidae.